This is a messenger RNA of Tremella mesenterica DSM 1558, 891 nucleotides long. RefSeq lists its product as uncharacterized. The record is from RefSeq and is a predicted model, not a curated record. The transcript has a single exon. Lineage: Eukaryota; Fungi; Basidiomycota; Tremellomycetes; Tremellales; Tremellaceae. Bases 1 to 891 code for a protein of 296 amino acids.
AUGAACCCAGAAGUUGAUUGGAAAAUCACAGACAAUGAGGCUGCAUCCAUAGCCAGUACCAGCACUCACCCUGAUUUCCAUGCUGAUGAUACAGAAGGUUUGUUGCAACCCUCACAGAAACUUCAACACAAUUGGUUUGUUGAUUGGACUCGAUCGCUCUUCCCCUCUGUCAAAAAGCCUACAUUCAAUUCAGAGAGUGGUAACCCAACCAUUACAGUGACAACAUCAGCCAUGGAGAUGACACCUGUCUCAGAGGUGAUGUCUAGCAGGGUGAAUAUACCUGUUGAUGAGAUAACGUCUCCCACGGAUACACCAGGCUCUCCUGAUGUACCGGUUAGCCGUGCACGACGGUUGAGAAGGAAGGUGUGGAACCCUGACUGCCAGGUGUACACCUGCCUGCUGGGAACACUUACUGUCAUAGUGGUAGGUAGCACUGUGGGUUGGGUAUGGGGAACACAACGCUCGCAUAGACACUGGGAUAACAGAAAAAAAACUUUUGUCUGCGCUUUGACAGACAUGUACAAGGUGCACGAGGAACUUCAAAGCGGUCAUGGAGGUGCCAUCAUUCAGUCAAGCCCUUAUUGCGCCGUUCCUGGUGAAACCUAUUCAGUGGACACUGUGCAAUCUGGUCCAAGUUAUGCAAAGUGGAUAUGGCCUCACCGUUUGAACUUUCAUGAUAAGUACGUUGUGCACAUGGACACCAGUAUCAAUGAUUUGAGAGCAGCUGGUUUCUACACAAUAAAACACAAAUAUGAUCGUAACGCAGCAUUUGCUACCAACAUUUCAGUCCGUCUACCAGAUGAUCUCUUCUGGGGCUAUACCGAAGAUCACAAACCAUUUGAACAUGGGUGGGCACGUGUCCUUAUGUCUGGUCCCUACACAGGAGAUUGA